UUAAAAACAAAACUUUGACAUUUUUCAUAGUAUGACGUUAUUCAAUUUCGAUUCAAUACGCGAUACUUACGCGAAAUUAUAGAGAAAUUUUCUGGAAAUAGGAAAUAGUGUUUUUAUUUAUUGCCUUGGACAUAUUAAGAAAAUUACCAUUUAUUAAUACAGGUUCAAAAUGUUGAGGUUUCGGCCAAAGUUGGGAAGUGAGCGCAACAGUGAGUGGCGCUGCUGUUUCUGCCUCCAUGUCCGCACAGGAACCAUUCUUCUUGGAACAUGGCACUUGAUGCUGCACCUAGUCGCGCUUGGUUUCUUGGCGGCCGUGGUGCGCGACCCGCGGCUGCUGGACGAGCUGGAGAGUGACUCCAACCCUAUGCCCACGCCGCUGUCCAAUGUCGACAACCGCCCUGGCACCUACAUGCAGUCCCGGGAUCACAAUCACAGCAUUAUUUACCAUGAUCUGGAUGUCGGUGCACUGGUUACAGUGUGCACGCUCGCCAUUACGCUCAUGCUGAUCUACGGAGCGUCGCGCGGCAAGCCGGCCCACCUACUGCCUUUCUUCUGCCUGCAGAUAUUCGACUUCGCCAUCACUGUGUUGACGGCGACCGGGUACCUGUACUACCUGCGCUCGAUCCACCGGCUGGUCGCGGAGACGAAGCGCGUGCCGUGGCGCGAGCAGCUCCUCGCGCUGCCGGCGCCCGCGCUCGCGCUGGUGGUGCUGUCCGUGUUCCUGCUGGCCGUGCUGCUGAAGGGUUACUGCAUCAGCAUGGUGUGGCGUUGCUACAAGUACCUCACGAUGCGCGCUCACGCGCUCCACAGCCUCACCCCCUUCGUGAUCUCAGGGGAAACCCUCGCAGCCCCGCCGUACACCGCGCCCCCGCCGCAGCCUGACUACUCCAGCCUGCUGCCCGAUUACGAGGAGGCGGUGAAACAGACCCCGCCGCCUUCAUACCGCGCCGCUACGCUUAUGGCCCACGCUGAUCCCGCUGUAACCACGGAGAGAGUAGCCGCUCCUCCAUACACCGCGCCCCCGCCGCAGCCUGACUACUCCAGCCUGCUGCCUGACUACGAGGAGACGGUGAAACAGACUCCGCUGCCUUUAUACCGCGCCGCUACGCUCAUGGCCCACGCUGACCCCGCUUUAACUACGCCGCCGCCGCCGCCGCCGCCGGGGGGCUCGGGGGGCUCGGGGGGCUCGGGGGGCGCGGGGGGCGCGGCCGACUCGGUGGUGAUGCUGCCGCAGCAGGGCGCACAGGCCCGCGUUUGAAUCUCACCGUCGCCGCUCUUGAGACUCGAGGCUCCUAUAUACUUUUAGUACAUGCUCGUUUUCCAGGUACCUUUUUUCUGUAGCCCUAAAUUAACGUUUUUAGUUUUUGUUUAUUCGAAUAUGUCGUAUCUCAAACAUGUAUUUAUCCUAAGGCAUCGUUUUAAAAAUGCUCUUCAAACAUAUGCUUAAAUCAAUAUUAAUUCGGAAUUGUAUGAGAUUAAAGUCAGUCUAAGCUAACUGCACCGACGUGAACAGACUAAGCGAGGCAGUAAACGUUAUUUUUCAUAUGAAUUGAUAUUAAUGAUGACAUUUUGACACGUUUUCAUUGACCUGGGUCAAAAUUCUUUAUGUUGUCUUGUUUCGGACCACUCUAUCACGUUUGUAUUGGUGGCUUCUUAGGUCGAGUGCUAUUGCAUAUCUUUAUAGCUGAAGAUUAUAUUUUACUUGAGAUAAAUUAAAAACUAAAAAUCACCUAUAUUAAAAGCUACACUCCGUCACAUUAUUUGGUGACAAAAAACAAGACAACGAAAAUAAUUUUGACCCACCUAUGCCAUAUGCCAUGCAGAGUCCGGUAGCUGUGGCAACUUUAGAGGUUUUCUGCAGAAUAUUAAUUUACGAUAUUAAUAUAUAUAUAUAUAUAAAGCUGAACCAGUAAUAUAUGAUCAUGCGCCAUAUUGCGGAAUUUCCUUGGAACUAAAUUUUUCAUCCUAAACUGAACUGUCAGACUGUCACCCUAUACAUGAGAAUAACAGCGCCCUCAAUGAUCAUAUAUUUCUGGUUGGGCUUUAAUUAACUAUUAAACAACUGUAAUUAACAAUUUAUACUAUCUAUUUACCAAUAAAAAAAUAUCAGGGGACAUUGGAAUAGAACAAGUAAAAACUACCAAAGUGAAGUCUCAAGAGCUGAUUCAAUACAGUAUACUAUAAAGUAUUUACCCAAUCGGGCUACAAGGGAAAACAAGUGCUUGUUUUAUUUAUGUGACUAUUGUAUACCUUAUGACGGGCACAUAAGGUGCAGUAUUGUGUGUACAAUUUAAUUAAUAACUGUCUAUUUUCCCUUCAUGCUUAUAUGAGCCAUCGCACACGAUUCCUUUUUGACGCGGUACAGCUGCGAUACCAUAGCGCUACAACCAAAACCAAUAUCUUCUACUCUCUCUCUCUCUCUCUCUCUCUCUCUCUCUCUCUCUCUCUCUCUCUCUCUCUCGCUCACGCACGAUGCUGUAUCGGUACAAAGAAUGACGUAUACAAUGGCUCUAAAUUAUGUUUUAUUUCAUAAGCUGACUUCAUCGAUGGUACGCGAUAACUGCACUUAAAAUAUCACUAAUGUGAUAAUAUAAAAUUACUAAAAAGCACCUUGGUGCGUAGCCAACAUACCAAUCGAUCCGUAGCGAACGAAACGCAACUGUCAGUGUCGCACUAAUAUGGAAGUGUGAUAGAGAGAGAUGGCUACGCUACGGAGCGUUAACGAUUGGCAUGUUGGCUAAGCACCCUGGUCACAGGCGCUAACUCGCCAUAAAAUAAUCCUAACGAAAUGUUAAAUAAAAAUGGUUUUUCAAUUAAUUCAAAACGCUAAAGGACAAAAUUGUACUAAAACAGACUUAUUAAAAAAAUAUGAUUGGUCGUCACUAAAUACACGAUGAAUUUUAAUCGGUGAUCAGGAAUCAGUUUUUUUAAUUAACUAUCGAAAAAAAAAUUUACUCUCAGAAUAUAUCAACAUCGGACCAGCCGAAAUAUAUGAGACAACCAAUUGUUUUGUGAUUUCGGAGUUGGUAUCAUAGUUAAAUAGGAUCGCCAUCGAUAUCGAUGACCGAAUUAGAAAAAUUGGUUCCUGAUCGCCGGUUAAAUUUCAUGAUGUAUAUUUCUUAAUGGACAGGUAGGAAUAGCUACUAAACUUUUUUUCGAUGUUCUCAGUUUAUAAGUCUGCUUUUCCUUCUUAACUUAUAUUUUAAACUAAUAUAAACUAUUAUGAUAUAAAUAAAAUAUCUAGAAUCUGGGGUUGAAAGUUUUAUUUUUAUUGUGGAUUUACAAAAUGCUUAAUUUAUCUUAUUAUCAAAUAUUUGGUUGCUCCACGGAAAGCAUUGUGAUUCUCGUGUCUAUGUGUAUAAAGGCUUCAUUUCUUUGCAACGAAUAGUCAUAAAAUCUAUAAAUAUAUAGGUUGGGCAAAUAAGAAGUAUACAUUUUGUUUUUAAAUUUUAACUAUAUUAAGUUAAAAGAUUAUUAAGUAUUGCUUUAAAAAUAUAUUAUUCAGGGUUGGCAAAUACAUGCGUAACAUAAAUGUCUGACAUAUGUUCACCCACCAACAGCAGGCCCUUUUUAUCGCAAUUCAGCGUUAUUUUGGUAAAUUUGUGUCAGGUAGUCGGUUUUAACUGUUAAAAUUUAUUAGCUUGUUAGCAUAGUCUCAUAAUUUUAAAUAGCCUUACAGAAAUAAGUCAGGAGCUGCAAAAUUUGGGAAAUUCGGGUGCCAAUCACAGUCACUUUCUCUAAAUUAAUCGAGCAAACAACGUUUUUUAAACAACACAAACAUUGAGAAAAAAAUGCUUGCUGCUAGAGGUAGACAUUUGGCAGAAAUUAUCUUCAGUACUUAUACAAUUGCCAACUCUGAACAAUAUAUGAAUGAAAAAAUAUGUUAUAAAUUUUGCAUUUAAUAUAAUUAAAAUUUAAAAACAAAGAGUAUCACUGUUAUAGUCCACCCUGUAUAUAAUGAUAUGCUUACCUAACUGCGCGAAAGUUCUUUAUUAUAUUCUCUCUUAACUUGGCAUAAUAAAUCCUAAUAAAAUAAUACAAAUACUUUUUGGCAUUUGUCGAAAUUGCACUGUCGAGAAAUAUAUAUUUCAAAUUAAACUAGUGCCAUUCCAUUGUGUUUUAAAAUUUUAUUUUUGUAUUGAACCUCAUUUUAGAUGUAUAUUCACUUAGAUGUCAUGUCUAAAUAAUAUAAUAAUAAAAACGUAGUUUAAGCUAAAAAACUAAAAAAAUGACUUACAAUAUUGUUAUAAUGGCUAGAAUUUCUGAGUCAGUGCAAGAAAGCCACGAUAGCUCUCCGAACGCAUUUCCUCUCUCACAUUCCUCUAUUGUCAUAUGUAUUGGCGUUAAAGGACAGGUAAUUGUUGUCAAUUACUACCUACGGCCAUCGAUAUAUAAUAAGCUCGAGAAUGUGGCUAAUAUUGAAACAGUACAUUAAGUACUUUAUUAUCUGAUGCCGAGAAAGCAGACCUAGUAGUACUAACUGAAUGACUAUGCAGCGCCAGAAUUAGACGAUUGUAAAUGUUAUGUCCAGUAAAUUCCAAUCCCAUACUUAAGUAGUUGCCGAAACAUAAGGCAAUUUGGACAAUAUUUUUGGAGUUGCACUUCUUGACUUAUUAUACAUUUAUGCCAACGGCAAAACACCGUCCAUAUUCAUUAUCACUGUUGCAAUGGGCUCCAACUAUAACAGCCAAAUAUAAAUGUAAUUUAAAUGUAUAGAUGUGCUAUGUCGAUGUUCCUAAGUAGGUUCAUAGACUCGGUAGCGCUCAUGUAGUUGUGGUAAAAUUAAUAGUAAUAAACUGUAAGGGUUAUUCCCAGUUGCCACUGCCAUAUUCGUACGUCAAAUUUUUACUGACCUACUCAACCUACUGGAUAGCAUUUCUGGAUAAGUUUCACUUUUGUGUUCGUAGUUAAGUUUUGUCUCUGACCGGGGCCCGUUGCACUAAAGCGUGUAACUUAAAAAAAGCGAAAUUAUAAUUUUAAUUGUAUUCGUUAGAAAGGGAUUCCCGCUUGUUUUACAAGUCACAAGCUUGUGUGAAACGGGACCCUUGUUAUUAAAGAUAAUUAAAUAUUAAUGCGUGAGGUUUAAAACUGGCAGAGGGUGGUAACUACUGAGAAUAACCCAACUGUCUUAGUCAUUACCUAACUAUUUACCAAGUCCCAGUGUCGUGCCUUAUGUCGUUGUUACAAAUAGCUUGGCACCGACCUAUUGUGUUAUCAUUUGUAGGUAAAAUGAGUUCUAUGGAGAAGGUGCCGCACACGGGGCAGAGCUUCUGGCCUAUCAUGCAGGUAAAGGUAAGUAAAACUACCCCGUAAAUAAGUCAAGGGUAAUGGUAAAGGCAUUUGGACCAUGGUUAAGCUUUUCUUAGCAGACUAGGUGAGAAAGUGUACCAGGCGCCGAACCUGCCCCGUGGGGGGCACUUGCCCCGGCCGACCAUACUAUUACUAUCCUUGCUGUAAUUGUCAUAUAAGGAGUAGAUACUGGGCAAUUUUGAUUGCUUUGAAACACUGGUUUGCUGAUUUACGUAGACUACCUAUGGUAAGGUAUCGUAAGUAGUUUCGCAAUGGCCUAAAGUGUACAAAAGAACGAAAUCCUAUUAAGUAUUAUUCUUUGCCGUGUGUACUUAUUUUUAUAUUUUCCUAGGACCAUCAACUAUUUAAAAAUAUUACUAACCCUAAUAAGAUAUGAAUUUCAAAUGUGUCGCAAGGAAUUUAUUUUUUUGUAGGUCUAAAAAUUAAAAAAAAAACCUUAUGGCUUGUAAAUUAUUUAGUUUGUGAUGAAGUAUGUAUAACAUAAAGACUAUGUACCUAUCUUAAAACUUCUAAAAUGUGUAAAGUUACUAAGUAAAUUGGUGUGCGAUGCUAUGUACUAAAUUAUUCAUGGUAUGUAACUGUAAAAUAUGUAAGUCUUAAAUAAAUACACGUAAAAUGCCA
Cydia pomonella (codling moth) is the source of this 5931-nucleotide messenger RNA. RefSeq names its product lysosomal-associated transmembrane protein 4A. Bases 170 to 1258 code for a protein of 362 amino acids. NCBI's taxonomy places the organism in Eukaryota, Metazoa, Arthropoda, Insecta, Lepidoptera, Tortricidae. Gene Ontology annotation, cellular component: lysosomal membrane. The record is from RefSeq and is a predicted model, not a curated record. The transcript is spliced from 8 exons.